AUGACAUCAAGACUCUUCUUCUUCUUCGUCUUUACAAUAUUAUUCGUGAUUCCAUAUGUUCAUUCACUUCGAUGUUGGAAUAAUUGUACUUUUCAAGGAUUACACUUAAAUACAUCAGUACCUUCCGAUCUCUGCACAUCAUUAAAUCCGUCAAAUAACGAUACAGAUCAAACUUGUCAAGUCAAAUUAACGAUUGAUCCAAUACAAAAUCUAGUUAAUGGAUCAUUUAUCUCUAAAAAACCAACAUCUUCAGACAGUAAUCGACUUUUUGUUCGAACACACUUUCCACUGAAUGAUAGUUCGGUAAUCAUUGAUAUCGAAUACGAUUGUUCUGUUAACGAUUAUUGUGAUAUUGAAUUUGUACGAGAAACAUUAUCAUCGUCGUGGUCUGAAGCACCAAUAAAAUCAAUUCAUAAACAACUUGUAAGUCGUCUUUACGAUCCAAAUAACACUGAUGUUCCUGUUCAAUGUUCGAACAAUAAUUCCUGUCCAGAAAAUACAACAUUCUGCUACGCUCUAUAUCAACCGACAACGUUAACACACAACAAUGGAUACUAUGUGAAUAAUAUGUGUACGAAUACAAAUGAAUUCUGGAAGAUUCAAUGGGAAAAAACAUAUUUACCUUAUGAUCGACCCAAUUCAAUGGAUAUGGGAGUAUUUUCUUGCAAUAAACCACAUUGUGCUUCGAAUACAUCGAUUGUUGAUACUUUUCAGUGGUUAGAGAAAGAAUAUAUUCUACCAUUAAAUAUCUCUGUAGUUAAUUUAACAACAACACGAAGACCAACGACGACAACAAUUUCAUCACCAACACCUACUACAACAUCGAAUAAUGCUUCAGUUGUGUUUGGAUUUUGUAAUUCUCUUCUUUCGUUGUUUUUUGUUCUGUUCAUUUUAGAAGAAAAUCUUUUUUAA
Molecule: messenger RNA, 912 nt
Organism: Adineta ricciae
Lineage: Eukaryota; Metazoa; Rotifera; Eurotatoria; Adinetida; Adinetidae
Source: the annotation of a GenBank genome assembly